Capronia epimyces CBS 606.96 is the source of this 2184-nucleotide messenger RNA. Its product is annotated as 3-methylcrotonyl-CoA carboxylase alpha subunit. Bases 1 to 2184 code for a protein of 727 amino acids. Lineage: Eukaryota; Fungi; Ascomycota; Eurotiomycetes; Chaetothyriales; Herpotrichiellaceae. Gene Ontology annotation, cellular component: mitochondrion. The transcript has a single exon. The record is from RefSeq and is a predicted model, not a curated record. Gene Ontology annotation, molecular function: ATP binding; metal ion binding; methylcrotonoyl-CoA carboxylase activity.
AUGCCAAACUACCGACUGCCCCGUGCUGGCGUCUGGCGAGCGAGAUCAGUUCUCUGCUCGUCCCCUUCCCACGCCCAAUGUCGGGCCAAUCAUACCAAAUCUCAACCAACCAAGUCCCUCGACUCGAUCCUGAUCGCCAAUCGAGGCGAGAUUGCCAUUCGCGUCAAUCGAACUGCAGCCCAGCAUGGAAUACGGACCACUACCCUCUACACAAAUCCGGAUGCUCAUUCACAGCAUGCCCACUGCUCACCCUUCUCCUUCAACCUAGGCCCAACCACGGCUUAUCUAGACCAAGAGAAGAUCCUGGCCAUAGCGAAGCAGCAAGGCUGUCAGGCCAUCCACCCAGGAUAUGGAUUCCUGUCGGAAAAUGCGGAAUUUGCAAGAAGAUGCGCCGAAGAGGGAGUCACCUUUAUUGGGCCUCCUCCUAGUGCUAUGGAAGACAUGGGCGACAAGGCAAGAAGCAAAGAGAUUAUGAACGCGGCCGGAGUCCCAUGCGUACCUGGGUACCACGGCGCAGACCAGGCGCCAGAAAGUCUUGCGAAGGAGGCUGAGCAGAUCGGUUAUCCAGUCCUCAUCAAGGCUGUUCGCGGUGGAGGUGGUAAAGGCAUGCGGAUUGUAAAGAGCGCGAAGGACUUUCAGGAUAUGCUUGAAAGUGCAAAGAGCGAGGCACGAAACUCGUUUGGUAACGAUGAAGUGCUCGUGGAGAAAUACAUCAUCACGCCGCGACAUAUAGAGGUUCAAGUGUUUGCCGACCAGCACGGAAAUUGCGUUGCCCUUGGGGAGCGGGACUGCUCGAUACAGCGGAGACAUCAGAAGAUCCUUGAGGAGUCACCAGCACCGUUCCUGGACGACAGUAUCCGGAAGGACCUGUGGGAAAAGGCCCGAGCCGCUGCUCUGGCCGUCCAGUACGAAGGCGCGGGCACGGUUGAGUUCAUUUUUGACAACGAUACCGGAGAGUUCUACUUCAUGGAGAUGAACACCCGACUCCAAGUCGAGCACCCCGUCACGGAAAUGGUGACUGGGUUGGACCUUGUCCACUGGCAGAUUCUGGUAGCAGAAGGCCACCCAUUACCGUUGACCCAGGAACAGGUCGAGGAGCAGAUCGCGCUGCGGGGCCAUGCCAUUGAAGCUCGCAUCUAUGCCGAGAAUCCAGACAAAGGCUUCAUCCCAGAUUCCGGAGAGCUUCUACAUGUCAGACUCCCUACGCAGUCGGCUGACGUCCGCAUUGACAGCGGAUUUGUGGAAGGCGAUCAAGUUUCGAGCCACUACGACCCUAUGAUCGCAAAGCUCAUCGUUCGAGGCGAGGACAGGAAAGACGCAUUGCGCAAAAUGGCGGCCGCACUGCAAGACUACGAGGUGGCCGGGCCAGUGACAAACAUCGACUUCCUCAAACGAGUGUGCAAAUCCCCCGACUUCGUGGCUGGCCAAGUCGAGACAGGCUACAUCGAAAAGCAUCGUGAUGAAUUAUUCCCACAAACGACCGUGACACCUGAAGCGCUCGCCGAGGCAGCCAUAGCAUCAUUCCUGCAUUCGUCUACACAGGCCUCGGGCGCAGGAGUCUCAGCAUGGCAAACGUCAUCUCCAUCCUGGCUCAAGACCUCCUCCGAUUUUCAGCCUCGGACUUUUCAAUUUCAGUCGGCCGACUUUGAACCUGGACCGGGAAAAACGCCAGAGGUCUACAGCGUGGAGUUGCAACAGACCAGCCCCGGCCAUUUUGCAGUGACCACGCCAUCCCAAGCGGCCCCAUUGCAGGUGUCAUCGUCGCUCAACACGUCGACUAAUACUAUAACCACUUAUUUCCCCCAUACCCGUCAAACCUCGCGUGUGGUGUUCAGUUCAUCAGAUUCUGGCGUCAUCCACCUCUUCACUCCUCAAGGCUCGUUUCGUCUUGUUGCUCCCCAGCCUGCCUGGUUGUCAAAGGCACUCGGUGUUGUCGAGAAGCCCAACUCACUGUUCUCGCCCAUGCCGGCGAAGAUCCUGCGGGUCCUUGUCAAGCCGGGCGACACGGUACACAAGGACCAGCCGCUGCUGGUCAUCGAGAGCAUGAAGAUGGAGACUGUCAUACGCAGCCCUGCGGAGGGCUCGGUCGUGAAGAGAAUCGUGCAUGGCGAGGGUGAAGUUGUGCGUAGUGGUGUCGAGUUGGUGGAAUUUGAAGAGGGUGAGGCCACGGAACCGAACGCUUGA